Messenger RNA from Melanotaenia boesemani (Boeseman's rainbowfish), 2961 nucleotides. RefSeq names its product anaphase promoting complex subunit 2 (gene anapc2). Gene Ontology annotation, molecular function: ubiquitin protein ligase binding. Gene Ontology annotation, biological process: ubiquitin-dependent protein catabolic process. Lineage: Eukaryota; Metazoa; Chordata; Actinopteri; Atheriniformes; Melanotaeniidae. Gene Ontology annotation, cellular component: anaphase-promoting complex. The record is from RefSeq and is a predicted model, not a curated record. The transcript has 14 exons. Bases 238 to 2667 code for a protein of 809 amino acids.
AAGAAGAAUAGAGCGCAAACCACAACGUAGAAGAAGUAAAAUCAGGAACCCGCCAUGCAAGAAGGAUGUAGUCUUGUUAUGAAUUAAUAUCCAAUGUUGUUACCAAUUUAAGAAAGUGAUCAUUUGGAAAUCGACAAGAACUAAACUGAGAUGUAUACACGUCUGUACGCUGGUAUAACGUGACAAAACCAACUGAAGUUUACGAGUUGGUUCUUUACUUGUGGAUAAAGUGUGAAAAUGGAGGAAAUGGUGAUGGACUCGGACUCAGUGGAAAUGUCUGGACCCGGACCGCAUCACGGGCUUGCCGAUGCGUGGGAAACUGUCACAGCAGCUCUGGUGUCUCCUAGCUGCUCUGUGUCUGACCAGAACAUCUUGGAUUGCCUGGACCUGCUGUGCGGUCAGGGUCUGGGUCAGCUGCUUGGCAUCUGGCUACUGGAGGGUAUGCAGAUGCGUCUGUCAUCCUCAGUGGUUCCCGAGUUCUGGUCUGGACUGAAACAGCCAGAGAAUGAGCUGGAGGAGCGGGACAGGGCCUUGGUUCUUCUCACUGCCUUCAGGACUCUGCUGGACCGCCUGGAACCUUUCCUGAGUGGUUUGGAGAGACUGGGGGCAUGGCAGGAUGAGGGUCGCAGUGGACUGUGUGGGCCGGGGCCCAGGGGCCUCAAGGAGCGGGCAUUCACCACCAUUAGGGCCCUCCUGCUCUUCUCUCCAUCUCCAGUCCUACAGGAGCGAGUGCUGGAGUUUUACAGCAGGACCUUCUCCGUCUACAUGAACCACGAGGGGGGCAGCGAGGAUGGUGUUGAGGCUCCAGAUGGCCCUGAAGGAGGGGCCUGCCCAGGCUGUGGGGUUCUAACACAGGAGUGCUGGUGUCAGGGGGCCUUGGAACAGCUGCAGGAGCUUAGCCACAUACUAUCAAAGCUGCAGCUGCUGGAGUGGGUCAGCUCCGAGGCUGUUACCUCCAUCCUCCACAAGCUGAUCGAGCAGCGUAUGGACCAGCACUGCCGCGGCGAGUACGAGCGCUCGUUCCUGCAGGAGUUCCAGGAGUGGUUGGAGCUGGUGCUCGGCUGGCUUAGCAAAGUGUUUGCCAGUGAGGCGGAAGGAGAAGGUCCGGUCUCUGGGGGUCCAGGCAGUCCUGGUGCGCAGCCCAAGAGCUCCAUCAUGAAGCAGUGGAGAUGCCACAUGCAUCAGUUCUUCUGCAGGAUCUACGUCAACAUGAGGAUCGAGGAGCUGUUCAGCAUCAUCAGAGAUUUCCCAGAAUCCAAAGCUGCUAUUGAGGAUCUGAAGUUUUGUCUGGAGAGGACCAACCAGCGACAGCAGCUCCUCACUUCGCUCAAAUCUGCCUUUGAGAGCCGUCUGCUGCACCCGGGUGUUCACACAUCAGACAUCCUCACAGUUUACAUCUCGGCCAUCAAAGCUCUCAGAGAGCUCGACCCCUCCAUGGUCAUCCUGCAGGUCGCCUGCCAGCCAAUCCGAAGGUACCUCAGGACUCGGGAGGACACGGUGAGGCAGAUCGUGGCCGGUCUGACCGGAGAUGCAGAAGGCUGCACUGACUUGGCCUCCGAGCUGUCCAGAGGAGACCCGGUGACUCUGGAGAUGCAGGACAGCGACGAUGAAGGCAAUGACCCAGAGGACUGGACUCCAGACCCGACUGACGCCGUACCUGAUAAAAUGGGCUCGAAGCGGCGUUCGUCUGACAUCAUCAGCCUGCUAGUCAGCAUCUAUGGCAGCAAGGACAUCUUCAUUGACGAGUACAGAGCUGUGCUGGCGGACCGGUUGCUGCACCAGCUCAACUACAACACCGCCAGGGAGAUUCGUAACGUGGAGCUGCUGAAGCUGCGCUUCGGAGAGUCUCACAUGCAUUACUGCGAGGUCAUGCUGAAGGACAUGGCGGACUCUCGCAGGAUCAACAGCAACAUCCGUGAGGAGGAAUCCAGGCUGAGCGAAGAUGAGCAGCCGCCGCUGUCCCUGUCAGCCAUCAUCCUGUCGUCUGAGUUCUGGCCCACGCUGAAGGAAGAGAAGCUGGAGCUCCCCCCUGUUGUAUUGCAGGCCAUGGAGACCUACACACACCGCUACGAGAAGCUCAAGGCAAUGAGGACGCUGAGCUGGAAGCCUCAUCUGGGCUCAGUCACCCUGGAUGUGGAGCUGGAGGACCGAACGCUCAGCAACCUCACCGUGUCCCCCAUCCACGCCGCCAUCAUCCUGCACUUCCAAGAGAAAAGUUCGUGGACACUGGAGGAGCUGAGCGCGAAGCUGGGCGCCCCGAAGGAGCUGGUGCACAGGAAGCUGGCUCUGUGGCAGCAGCACGGCGUGCUGAGGGAGGAGGCGGGUGGCCGCUUCUACGUGGUGGAGAUGGGCUCAUCCAAAGAGAAGCUGGAGAGGGGGGUGAUGCUGAUCGACAGCGACGAGGAGAGGGACUCCAACACCACCACCCAGUCUGAGCAGAGGGAGGAGAAGCUGCAGCUGUUCUGGGCCUACAUCCAGGCCAUGCUCACCAACCUGGACAGCAUGACACUGGACCGCAUCCACUCCAUGCUGCGGAUGUUUGUCGCCACGGGACCCGUCGUCACAGAGAUGGACAUCAACGAGCUGGAGGCCUUCCUGCAGAAGAAGGUCAGGGAGCACCAGCUGAUGGUGUCAGCAGGCGUCUACAGACUCCCCAAAUCUAACUGAUGGAGGACGGCGUGCUCAUUAAAGAGCAGGAAAAUGCUUCAAGCUGCAAACUCAGUGAGAAAAAAAAUCACUUGUCUGUGUGACAUGAAUGCAGCUGAACUGAAUAUGUGAAACAUGUUUGUUAUGAAAAGCUCUUUCAUGUCUCGUGUUUGCCUGAACUCAGCAUUCAUGUCACAGCUUUUCCAAACUUCUGACUUUAAUAUAAAAUUUGUACAUUUGGUUUUUAUUAGUUUUACAAGGAAAUAUGUCUCAACUUCAUUUAAAGCUACAAAUUAUUAAAGAGGUUAAACAGUA